UUUCUCUUUUUUUUUUCUCUGGAUAUAACGCGAUAUUUCCUCAGUGAUUUUUUUCCUGCGCAACAGCAAGAAACUUCUGUAUUUCUGGGAGUUCCUGAGCUAAUGAUCCUUAAAGAUGGAUUUAAAGAAUAAUUUCUGCAGAAUGAAGCAGAUUUCUGUCCUUCUGAAAGUCCUGUUCUUCCUCACCAUGAGUUUUCCUCAGGUUUCUGAAGACACACACUCGAUGCAGUUCCUCCACACUGCACUCACACCAGCAAUAAAUUUCCCAGAGUUCACUGCUGUUGGUCUGUUGGAUGGAGAGCAGUUUCUGUACUCCGACAGUAACAUCACAAAGAUGGAGUGGAUACAGAAGAUCAGCGCUGACGAUCCAGAUAACAGGAAAAAACAGACACAUAACAUGCAGAGUAAUCAGGAGAAACUCAAACAGCUCCUGGUUACAUUAAUGAAAGGACAGAACGCACCCCAGAGGAUGAACUGUAAGCCCUAUGGUUACGGCACCACUAGAGGACAUGAUCGGAUCGAUUAUGGUGAAGACGAUUUCGUCAGUGUGGAUCUGAACUCUGCAAGCGUGACUGAAACUAUAGAGGAUUUUCAGGCCAUUUACAGUCAACUGAAAAACAAUCAAGUGAAUGUGGAUGUGCUGAAGUGGGAUAUCAUCAUUGCUUCAGUUGCUGUUCUCAUCCUCAUUGUCUUUGUUUGUGGAUUUAUUAUUUGGAUGAAAAAGCAGAAGGAAACUUAUGCUCUAACUCCAGGCAGCCCCAAUGCCUCCUCUAAAUUAUAUAUACCGGACUUUUAGGUCUUUUAAGUCCAGCCAUGUUCCUGAAGAACUGAGAGAGAGAGAGGAGGAAAGAGAGAUGAAGAAGGGCCUCAUAGAUGAUUAACUGAAAAGACAGCACAAGCAUUUUUACUAGCUUUGAUUAAGGCUGUGGUCAGGACCACCACUGUCCAAGUUCACGUCCAGGACUAGCCGAGAUCAAGUAACACCUUUCCUUAGAAAACCAAAAGCCAACUGUGGAUUUUGAUCUUGACUCAGUUUUGUUUUCUUAGGUUUCAAUGAGGACAAAGUCACGAGGACAAAGUCAAGUUUGAAACCUAA
Messenger RNA from Hemibagrus wyckioides, 1096 nucleotides. RefSeq lists its product as uncharacterized. The transcript has 8 exons. Gene Ontology annotation, biological process: immune response. Gene Ontology annotation, cellular component: external side of plasma membrane. Lineage: Eukaryota; Metazoa; Chordata; Actinopteri; Siluriformes; Bagridae. The record is from RefSeq and is a predicted model, not a curated record. Bases 116 to 796 code for a protein of 226 amino acids.